Molecule: messenger RNA, 475 nt
Organism: Penaeus indicus
Lineage: Eukaryota; Metazoa; Arthropoda; Malacostraca; Decapoda; Penaeidae
Product: cuticle protein 7-like
Exons: 3
Coding region: 20-430 (136 amino acids)
Cellular component (GO): extracellular matrix
Source: RefSeq, a predicted model, not a curated record
UCGAUCUACCUCUACUAUCAUGUUCACUAAGACCGUUGUCGCUCUCGCCCUUGCGGCUGUCACCUUGGCUGCUCCUUCACAGCCUUCCUACGGAUAUGCUCCCCCUGCAACCUAUGACGCCCCCGCUAAGUACGACUUUAACUACGCCGUUAAAGACGACUAUUCUGGAAACGACUUCGGUCACCAGGAGACUCGUGAUGGAUACGAUACUCAGGGAUCUUACUACGUCCUUCUUCCCGACGGUCGUCUGCAGAAAGUCGCCUACACUGUCAACGGCGACUCUGGCUACGUAGCCGAGGUCAGCUAUGAAGGUGAGGCCCAAUACCCCGAAUACAAGCCUGCUCCUGCUUACAAGCCAGCCCCUGCCUACAAGCCAGCCCCUGCCUACAAGCCUGCCCCAGCCUAUGCACCCGCUCCUACCUAUGCUUAAAUGACUAUGGAUGUAUUUAUAAUGAACAUAAUUUAUUAAAUAUAA